ACAGUACCUAUCAAUUAUUUGUAUGCUCCAUCUAGAAUGGACUAGAAAUUUGUCUUCUCUGUUGUAUGACAACAAUAGUUGGCUGGGAAGUUUAUAUGAGGAGUUAAAACAUGGUUCAAAUGUGCUGUGUGAAAACAAGCUGAGGUUAUGGAUCUCAUUGCUGUUGGCAGUGUCAUUGGGGUGUGACUCCAGAGAGGUGGGACCAAGGGCCACUCAUCUUCCAAUUCAGUCAUCUGAGCUAUUAGACGGCAGUCUCUUAAUAUAGUCAAGUGAACCGUGUAUAUAUAGGGUACACAAAGAGCCCUGACUUCAGACAAAUUUCUGUCCGACUAUCUAGGAAUAAACUCUACGUCAAGACAUAGACAAACAGAGGGACUGACCAGCUACAAUAAUCAAGGACAGGGCUUUUGAAACCACUACAUAGACAAAAAAACUUCUGAUUCAGCAGAACUUUACCACGUUGAGACUUCCUCAACAUCCUUUAACAUUCCUACUGCAAAUACAACUUUUUAGCUUACUUUGAAAACAGGAAUAUUAAAGAAUGAAGUUCUACCAAUGUCCAGUGAGCCAGACUGUGCACUAUGAGGGCUGCAAUCCAACUGCCUUUAAUCCAUUAGCAUGUCCUCGUUCUCCACCUUCUGUCAAACCUAUUCGUAAUGUUCACUUUCCCAAUGAUAUAGUUUUCCAGGAUUAUGUCCGUCAAGGAGAGCUGGAGAGAAUUGGAUGUUUCCUUAGAACCAGGAGAGUGAAUCUAGACACAAUCUACCAUUCAGGCAUGGCAGCCAUACAUGAGGCAGUCCUAUCUGGGAACCUGGAGUGUGUGAAGCUUCUGGUAAAGUAUGGUGCUAACAUCACUCAGAGAGAUAUGGACGGAUGGACUCCUCUCCACAUGGCCUGCAGUGAUGACUUUCCAGAAAUAGCUAAGUACUUGCUUUCCCUGGGUGCUGACACUGAGACUGAAAAUGACUGUGGGGAGAGGCCUGCUGACCUUAUUGACACAGAAUGCAAAGAGCUGCUGGAACUUUUCAGAGUCCGAAGUGACUGAUUUUGCAUCCCUUACCUGAAGCUGGAGUUCAGCUGAUUGCUCUCCUCCUGGAAAAAGAAUGAAGCUGGUUUGCUGGCAAAAGGUGGAACAGCCAUAGUUAUUGCAGUGGAGCUGUUAGUUGAGACACAUUGAAAGGGUGUCUGGUUAUAACUGUCUGGUCCUGUGCUUCUGGACCAGACAGUCAAUGACAGCAAUUAGUUGGAUGUGAGUUGCAAUUUCCCCUUCAGGGAAGAACUCUUCCAGUGGAGAUGAUGCAGUUUGUUCUUGCUGUAAGCUAAUGAGAAACAAAACAGCUUUUUAAAAUCAGUGUGUAAUAGUUAAAUGAUGCCCUGCAUUUUGUGACUGAAAUGUGAUUUCACUUAAUUGUUUUCCAUAGCAUUUGUUUCUCAAAAUAUUUUAAAGAUUGUUCAAUAGCUCCUUCUUGUGAUGGUAUUUGAAUCAAUGUUUUUAUCCAUUUCCAUCUACAACAUGACACUUUACAGAGUUGGAACA
This is a messenger RNA of Xyrauchen texanus (razorback sucker), 1537 nucleotides long. RefSeq names its product protein phosphatase 1 regulatory subunit 27-like. Gene Ontology annotation, molecular function: phosphatase binding. Bases 542 to 1045 code for a protein of 167 amino acids. Lineage: Eukaryota; Metazoa; Chordata; Actinopteri; Cypriniformes; Catostomidae. The transcript has 3 exons. The record is from RefSeq and is a predicted model, not a curated record.